This is a messenger RNA of Diaporthe amygdali, 216 nucleotides long. RefSeq lists its product as uncharacterized. The record is from RefSeq and is a predicted model, not a curated record. NCBI's taxonomy places the organism in Eukaryota, Fungi, Ascomycota, Sordariomycetes, Diaporthales, Diaporthaceae. The coding region runs from base 1 to 216 and encodes 71 amino acids. The transcript has a single exon.
AUGCCUCCUAUCUCGGACCCAACCUCCAUACAGCAAGAAUUUUCAUCGGCAAUUUCUGUCUUUGCAAGCAUACAGCCCACCGUGUCCUUCGAGAAGGUGCCCAACGAGAUACACGUCGUGAUCUACAUCAAACGGCCACGCCUAAGGACCUCUAUACGACCCUUCGAAUUAGCCCGAUCGCUCUCAGCGCGUUACUGGGUUGCCGCGAAGGCAUAA